GCGGGGUGGCGCGGGGCUCGUUCGACGCAACCCCAGGCCUAACCCGCGUGGUAACUCUUCCUCCACCCCCACCUUGAUAUUCAGCAACGUGCGCCUGUCAAGGAGUAUGACGACGAUACCAGGCUCGGACAGGCACAUCCGGUCAUCCCCCGUGAUCCUCGACGACGCAGAACGACGCCGAGCGUCCACACGUUAGCAUGAAACUCGACUCGUCCGUAACUGAGGUGUUCUCGCGCCGACAAACGUUUCCGGCUCAGCUGGUUCGCGCGAUCCUCAUCCUCUAAGCGGAAUCGUUGUUUCCCACGGUCGUUUCGUUCGUUUUUCUCGUCGAGGUGUAACGAUGCAGGAGCACAAGUCGUUUCUUAUAAGGGAUCUUCUGGGAGAUGUUCUGUCCGAACGGGUGCACGAUUCGGAGGACGAUUCUGCCGUACAUUCCGAUUCCGAGGACACGAUCGACCCAGGAAGUAGCCCUUGCACCCGACUGGAGAGUCCUCCGCCGGCUCUGUCGCCAUCGCCGGCACCAGCGACUUCCGGCAAGUCUUGCGGCACGACGAGCGGUCCUCCAAGCGGCAGAAAGCCCAGAAGAAGGCGAACGGCGUUCACCCACGCUCAACUCGCUUAUCUGGAACGAAAGUUUCGCUGUCAAAAGUAUCUGAGCGUGGCGGAUCGCAGCGACGUCGCCGACGCGUUGUCGCUGUCCGAGACGCAAGUGAAAACCUGGUACCAGAACAGAAGAACGAAAUGGAAGCGACAGAACCAACUGCGACUGGAACAACUUCGACAUCAAGCUACGGUGGAAAAGGAGCUGCUCGUGCGAGGAGUAGGACUCCAUCAUGGCAGCAUAGACGCUUAUUGUCCGCCUUACAACGCUCAGACCCAAACGCAGAGUCAUCCGCCUCCACCGCCACCGCCGCCGGCGCCGUCCACCGCUUCCACGGCCGCGUUUCUCUCCACGGCCGCAGCCCUCUUCCGAAACGUCACUUACGUUCACGGAUGUCCCCUUUAACCCGGCCGAACGCCGCGGUUUCAGGAUCGUUUCUGCCUUCUGGCCGCCGGCGUCGGCAGCCCUUCUCUCUUCGAAACGUCCGCCUCGGACGAUUCCGAACCACCGGUGGAACCACCAUCGCCGAUGGAUCCGAUCGGACCUCGAUGUGCCCGAACUCCCGAUCGUGAAUCGCAAUGGUUCGCGGCAGUCGCCGUUCUUUUCCGUCGAAUUCUUCGGCCUGCGUUUCGCUACAUCGGACGCGUACGCGAAAAAAGUCUCGCGACCGCUAGUUCGAUCGUAUCCUGGUACAAAACAUCACGCGCUGCUACCUCCGAUACAGUGAAGUGCGCGUGAACCACGAAACGCGGAUGUAAACGCGGUUUCAGGAGUUCUUCGCGACUCCCUUCCUGGGAUGGAACUCUUCGAAGAUUCCGUGCUCCGCUUUGGAGUUGUUUCCGAGAGCUAAUUCCUGCAUGCGAAACAGUGUACAUAUGUAAUUACGAAGUUGGUCGGUAGUCGUAGUCGCUUUGUUUUCGUUCGCGACGACGAAAGGGGAAGGGAUGAACGAAACGAUAUCGGAAAUCCAGGUGUUUCGAGAAUCUGUUUCCAUCGUUCCACGAACUUUCGCCUGUUCCAAUUUAAACAAGAACAAACCCGUAAUAUCCAGGUUCGGAAACAUGUUCCUUUUACUCGGAACGAACGAAGAAAUCUAGUUGAGUCGAUAGCGAGUCGAAUUCCGUAGAUGUGUCAUAGGAUCUUAGGUAACUGUAACCGGGAAACGGGCGAAAACGACGUUUACUAGGACGCGUGCGAUGCUCCGCGGUACAACCGUUUUCCCCCGUUUCCCGCAAUCACUGGCCAAUUUUCACUUAGAGAUCUAGUUCGCUAACGUUCACCGCUGAUAAUCCAUCACUUUCUCCAGUUAGUCGACGAUUUUUCGUCAACCGAUGAAUUCUUGUAGAUAAAUAAAUUAUUAUCGAACAAAAA
This is a messenger RNA of Bombus impatiens (common eastern bumble bee), 1972 nucleotides long. RefSeq names its product homeobox protein MSX-2. The coding region runs from base 341 to 1006 and encodes 221 amino acids. The transcript has 3 exons. Gene Ontology annotation, molecular function: DNA binding; DNA-binding transcription factor activity, RNA polymerase II-specific. Gene Ontology annotation, biological process: regulation of DNA-templated transcription. NCBI's taxonomy places the organism in Eukaryota, Metazoa, Arthropoda, Insecta, Hymenoptera, Apidae. The record is from RefSeq and is a predicted model, not a curated record.